Molecule: messenger RNA, 1413 nt
Organism: Cucumis sativus (cucumber)
Lineage: Eukaryota; Viridiplantae; Streptophyta; Magnoliopsida; Cucurbitales; Cucurbitaceae
Product: delta(7)-sterol-C5(6)-desaturase
Exons: 3
Coding region: 183-1007 (274 amino acids)
Biological process (GO): lipid biosynthetic process
Molecular function (GO): oxidoreductase activity; iron ion binding
Source: RefSeq, a predicted model, not a curated record
AGUGAUCUUUCUCAUCAAUGGAGUUAGCACACAGCACAGCACUUUUUGGGUUAUAAAUUCUCACAACUCAUUUCAAUUCCAACUCAGACUCUCUUUGUUUUUCCCUUUUUGCUCUUCUUCACUUCCUCUGGUUCUGAUUUGACUGUUUCUUUUCUGUUUUCCGGUGGCUAUUUUCGACAGCCAUGGGCGGUGGGCCGCCGUAUUUGGAACUCUUUGUUGAGGAGACUAGUUUCUACAACCGCAUUGUUUUGGGAACCAUUUUUCCAAACUUUAGUUUAGACCCAUUUCCUCAUAUUCUUCAAACUUGGCUUCGAAACUGCGUUGGUGGAUUCUUAAUUUACUUCUUUUCUGGCUUUCUUUGGUGCUUUUACAUCUAUUACUGGAAGCGCAAUGUCUAUGUUCCCAAAGAUUCUAUUCCAUCUAAUAAAUCGAUGCUCUUGCAAAUCCUUGUAACAAUCAAGGCCAUGCCAUUGUACUGCGUCCUUCCAACUUUUGCUGAAUAUGUGGUUGAACAUGAUUGGACAAAAUGCUAUCCAAGGGUACUCGAUGUCGGAUGGCCUGCUUAUGCCUUUCAUAUAAUUACUUAUCUUACCUUUAUAGAGUUUUGUAUCUAUUGGAUGCAUAGGGGACUGCAUGAUAUAAAGCCUCUUUACAAGUAUCUUCAUGCUAAACAUCAUAUCUACAACAAGAAAAUUACUCUCUCCCCCUUUGCUGGUUUAGCAUUUCACCCUAUGGACGGGAUAUUGCAGGCAAUACCUCAUUUGUUUGCUUUAUUUCUCAUUCCAACCCAUUUUAGAACACACAUUGUGCUGCUAUUCUUCGAGGUUGUAUGGACAGCAAACAUUCACGACGGCAUCCACUCACGAAUGUGGCCAGUUAUGGGUGCUGGCUACCACACAAUUCAUCAUACAAGAUACCGCUACAAUUAUGGCCAUUACUCCAUAUGGAUGGAUUGGAUGUUUGGGACGCUCCUUGAUCCAAUGGAUAUAGAAGCCAAGGGGUCGUGAUUGGUCAUUGCUUUGACAUCAACUGCUUAAUUGUUAUGGCGCUUGAUGAUUCUUUGUGUUCAAUGUAAAUCAAGUUAGUUAACGAUUAGAUCAGGUCUUCUAGUAUGUUACAGAAUAAGUUGUCAUUCCAGGGUAAUUUGUGAAGCCAUACAUACCAUCACAUCACACAUUCAUUCUCAGUGUCCAGGAAUCCACAAGGCCUGUGUGCUGCUAUUGAUAAUGGUAAAUGGUAAGUAAAACUUGUGGAGGCAUUAGUUAUAUCUUUGUAUAUCAUAUUGAAAUGAAAACUUAUGUGAAAAAAAUAGCCAAUGAUCAUGUAUGGGGAAUGGACUUCAUGAUUUCCCAUUUUAAUAUCUGCAAGUCUCCAAAUGUAAUUGAAUGAAAGCAGAAAAAGAAAAGCUAGUCA